CUCGACACAACCACAGCCUUCAAUGCAGCAAGAUUGAAGCUGCCUGCGGCCCAUCUGCGAUCUCAAGUCUGACCGCAUUUCUCUGGCAAGAUAUCCUACCCUCAUCAGACGCCAUCUUUUGAUUUGCCAUGAGUAUACACUGCGCCAGACAAUCCUCCUAGCAGCCACUCCCCCACCUCCACAAGAAUCACCACGCUCGACAUUGCUGCUGCACCCUGACUGAAUAGCCCGCCCACCAUGGCUUCCCAAACGCCCGCCGUUGUCAUGGACAACGGAACCGGCUUCUCGAAACUUGGAUUUGCCGGAAACGAUGCACCCUCGUGGGUUUUCCCUACAGCUAUCGCAACAAAACAAGGAGCUGGAAGCGCAGGCGGCGCUGGCUCAGGCCGCCCAGCAGUUGCCAACAAACCCUCCUUUCUCACUGGCGGCGCUGGUCCUUCCUCCAACCUCGCAGGCAAGAGAGGCACUGAAGACCUAGACUUUUUCAUUGGUGAUGAAGCCCUGGCUGCUGGAAAUGGCCCUGGAUAUGGAAUUCACUAUCCCAUCAGACAUGGCCAGAUCGAGAAUUGGGAUCACAUGGAACGCUUCUGGUCCAACUCAAUAUUCAAAUAUCUGAGGGUGGAACCCGAGGACCAUUACUUCCUCCUCACAGAACCUCCACUAAAUCCUCCUGAAAACCGUGAAAACACUGCCGAAAUCAUGUUCGAAUCCUUCAACUGCGCAGGUCUCUACAUUGCCGUCCAGGCCGUCUUAGCGUUGGCUGCUUCUUGGACUUCUUCCAAGGUCACAGACCGCUCUCUCACUGGCACUGUCAUCGAUUCCGGUGAUGGUGUGACUCACGUCAUUCCUGUCGCCGAGGGUUACGUUAUUGGCUCUUCAAUCAAGAGCAUUCCCAUCGCUGGUCGCGAUAUCACCUAUUUUGUCCAAAGCUUAUUGAGAGAUCGAGGUGAACCAGAUAGUAGUCUGAAGACUGCUGAAAAGGUCAAAGAGGAGUACUGCUACGUGUGUCCUGACAUUGUCAAGGAAUUUGCCCGUUACGACAAAGAACCCGAUCGAUUCCUCAAGCAUACCGUCACCUCGCCCAAUGGAAGAUCCGUUUCGAUCGAUGUGGGAUACGAACGCUUCCUCGCUCCAGAAAUUUUCUUCAACCCUGAGAUAUAUUCGUCUGAUUUCCUCACUCCACUGCCAACCGUGGUCGAUGGUGUGAUCCAGUCCUCUCCUAUCGAUGUCCGAAGAGGUCUCUACAAAAACAUUGUGCUUUCAGGCGGUUCCACCUUGUACAAAGACUUUGGUCGACGGCUGCAACGCGACAUUCGACAUCUGGUAGAUGCUCGAAUUCGAGCCUCAGAAGCACGCAGCGGAGGGGUUAAGAGUGGUGGUCUCGAUGUUCAGGUCGUCACACAUAAGCGGCAACGACAUGGCCCCUGGUUCGGAGGUAGUCUUCUGGGUCAAACUCCUGAAUUCAAGAGCUACUGCCACACCAAGGCCGAGUACGACGAGAUUGGACCCAGCAUUGUGCGCAGAUUUGCACUACUCGGUGGACCAGGAAGCACCUAGACGGAUAGAUAGUCUGAUGAGGUACCAAAACAAUGCCAUAUGAAGAGUCACAAAGUCUAUUAA
Exophiala mesophila is the source of this 1620-nucleotide messenger RNA. RefSeq lists its product as uncharacterized. Gene Ontology annotation, molecular function: actin filament binding. Lineage: Eukaryota; Fungi; Ascomycota; Eurotiomycetes; Chaetothyriales; Herpotrichiellaceae. The coding region runs from base 238 to 1557 and encodes 439 amino acids. The record is from RefSeq and is a predicted model, not a curated record. The transcript is spliced from 4 exons. Gene Ontology annotation, cellular component: actin cortical patch; Arp2/3 protein complex. Gene Ontology annotation, biological process: Arp2/3 complex-mediated actin nucleation.